Messenger RNA from Miniopterus natalensis, 3698 nucleotides. RefSeq names its product integrator complex subunit 9 (gene INTS9). The record is from RefSeq and is a predicted model, not a curated record. Lineage: Eukaryota; Metazoa; Chordata; Mammalia; Chiroptera; Miniopteridae. Gene Ontology annotation, biological process: snRNA 3'-end processing. Gene Ontology annotation, cellular component: integrator complex.
GAGGACAUGAUAUCGUGCUAGGGUGGAGAGGCAGGAUGAAUUGGCGGCUGGGAUGAAUUUGAGCUGACCAAAGGAGGUAUUUAGAGAGGAAAGGGAGGAAAAGGGAAGAUAACUGCAGUUCCCAUGAUGUAUGGAGGGAAGACUACAUUUCCCAUGAUGCCCCGGAAGAGGACGCAGGGAAGAAAGACUGCAUGUCCCGGGAUGCUCUCCUCCCGCGAGCGGCGGAGCUUGAACCGGAAGACUCUUUCAAGGCUUGAGGAGUCCAGUGGCUGGUGUUGAACAUCCAAAAGUCCAAUAUGAAACUGUAUUGCCUGUCGGGGCACCCAACCUUACCAUGCAAUGUGCUCAAAUUCAAAUCAACCACCAUUAUGUUGGACUGUGGACUGGACAUGACUUCCACCCUCAAUUUCCUUCCUUUGCCACUUGUUCAAAGUCCCAGGCUGUCUAAUCUUCCUGGCUGGUCCCUAAAGGAUGGAAAUGUUUUCUUGGACAAGGAGCUAAAGGAGUGCUCAGGUCAUGUAUUUGUGGAUUCUGUGCCUGAAUUCUGCUUACCAGAGACGGAGCUAAUAGAUCUGUCUACGGUGGAUGUGAUCCUCAUUUCUAACUACCACUGCAUGAUGGCACUGCCCUAUAUCACUGAGCAUACCGGCUUCACAGGCACGGUGUAUGCCACGGAGCCUACCGUGCAGAUCGGCAGGCUUCUCAUGGAAGAGCUGGUGAAUUUCAUUGAAAGAGUGCCCAAGGCUCAGUCUGCCUCCUUGUGGAAGAACAAGGACAUUCAGCGGCUGCUGCCAUCUCCUCUCAAGGACGCAGUGGAAGUAUCAACCUGGAGAAGAUGCUAUACAUUGCAAGAGGUGAACUCUGCCCUUAGUAAAAUCCAGCUGGUGGGAUAUUCUCAGAAAAUUGAGCUUUUUGGUGCUGUCCAGGUGACCCCUCUAAGCUCUGGCUAUGCCCUUGGAAGCUCCAACUGGAUUAUUCAGUCCCAUUAUGAGAAAGUAUCUUACGUCUCUGGAUCUUCCUUGCUUACCACACACCCACAGCCCAUGGACCAAGCGUCUCUCAAAAACAGCGAUGUUCUCGUCCUGACAGGCCUCACCCAGAUUCCCACUGCAAACCCCGACGGCAUGGUGGGGGAGUUCUUCAGCAACCUGGCACUGACCGUCAGGAAUGGGGGAAACGUGCUGGUUCCCUGCUACCCUUCGGGCGUGAUCUAUGACCUCCUGGAAUGCCUGUAUCAGUACAUCGACUCGGCCGGCCUCUCCAGCAUCCCCUUCUACUUCAUCUCCCCCGUGGCCAACAGCUCACUUGAGUUUUCCCAGAUCUUUGCCGAGUGGCUUUGUCACAACAAACAGACUAAGGUGUAUCUCCCAGAACCACCUUUUCCUCAUGCAGAGCUCAUUCAGACCAACAAGCUGAAGCACUACCCCAGCAUCCACGGUGACUUCAGCAACGAUUUCAGACAGCCGUGUGUGGUGUUUACUGGGCACCCUUCCCUCCGGUUUGGGGACGUGGUCCAUUUCAUGGAGCUCUGGGGAAAGUCUAGUCUCAACACUGUCAUAUUCACAGAACCUGACUUCUCAUACCUGGAAGCACUGGCUCCAUACCAGCCCUUGGCCAUGAAAUGCAUUUACUGCCCCAUUGAUACACGACUGAAUUUCAUCCAAGUGUCAAAGCUGCUCAAAGAAGUGCAGCCCCUGCACGUGGUCUGUCCCGAGCAGUACACGCAGCCGCCCCCUGCGCAGGCCCACAGGAUGGACCUGAUGAUCGACUGCCAGCCCCCACCCAUGUCCUACCGGCGGGCCGAAGUCCUCGCCCUGCCCUUCAAGCGGCGCUAUGAGAAGAUCGAAAUCAUGCCAGAGCUCGCAGAUUCACUGGUGCCCAUGGAGAUUAAGCCUGGCAUUUCCUUGGCAACCGUUUCAGCCGUGCUGCACACUAAAGAUAACAAGCACAUUCUUCAGCCCCCGCCCAGGCCCGCCCAGCCCACGGGUGGUAAGAAGAGAAAGCGGGUGAGUGAUGACAUCCCAGACUGCAAGGUCCUGAAGCCCUUGCUGAGCGGCUCCAUCCCAGUGGAACAGUUUGUGCAGACCCUGGAGAAGCACGGCUUCAGUGACGUUAAAGUGGAAGACACAGCCAAGGGCCACAUCGUCCUGCUCCAAGAAGCCGAGACCCUCAUCCAGAUUGAGGAAGAUUCAACCCAUAUCAUUUGUGACAAUGACGAGAUGCUCAGGGUACGAUUACGGGACCUCGUCCUCAAAUUCCUACAGAAGUUCUGAAUGAAACACUGAGAUCCCACCAUCCUUCACACUCUGCCUGCCCAGCACAAGCCAACUGAGGAAGGGCAUGAAAGGUUAGCCAGCCUUUGUGUUCUCUGGCCAAAGGGGAAAAAGGCUCUGAGGCACACUGUCAGGAGCGAUGGUCAGCACCUUCUGGUCUGGACUUGUAGUACUGUUUCAGGCAAGAGCUUUUGCUUUUAGACUCAUUUUCUUCCCAAGUCUGGCUCUCUUGGGCAGCCAGGAUAGUAAGACAGCGAGCUGUGUGGCAUAAGAGUGACAGAAGCAGUUUUCCAAGAGGUUAGUGGUGGGAGGGGAGGUAAAACGAUGACUGACCUGUUGUCUCAAGUGGCCAGUGUGUCACAGGCCUCAGGCAGGGGAACUAGUGACUUUGUUUUACUUGCUUGUCUACAGUGCUGCACCUCAUAAGACAGAUGAGCCCAUUUUGUUAAUAAAACUUAUUUUUUAUAGAAGUUUUAUCUAUGCUCUGUUGAACCUACAAUUUACACUUAUAUAGUAUCUGAAAAAAUGAAAAUAUUCAGACUAGCAUAAACUUAGAAAAUAGUACAGCAAAUUUUAGUUUGGUAAGAGUGUUCAAUUGUACAACCUGGCACUUUUUUAAAAUAUAAAAUUCAUGUAUUUUUCUUAAAUUGUAUGAAAAAGUGCUUAACUACAUGAGCUGUGCCUCUAAUGAAAAACCCCAGCCUUAACCGUCUGGGGAGGGUCCUAAACAGGGGGCGGGCCCUACUAGUUGAUCUUUGCCUGUCACUGCCUUUCCCACAGAUUAUCAGGAUUCUCUGCAUUAAGCUCAGAUGCCCAACGACCCACUAAUAACAGUCUAGUAAGCUACUGCAUUUGAAAUUAUGCUGCUUCUGAAUUGUUUCAAACAUAGCAUCAUUUGUAACACACAUGCCAAUUUUGCAGGUAACAACGUGGGGAACACAAGUCUUAGAAAUUGGUCGACCCCAGUAGUCGUCCCAGCUCAGCCUGCUGUUCUUAAGCAUCACAGAGAGCUUAUGUAUAUGUAUAUGUGUAUGUAUACACACACACAAUAUACAAUACUGUAUAUAAUACCAUAGAGUUGCUUGGUUAGGUUUUAUGGUGACCUGUCAGUUCUCUAGAGUAAGCACAUCAGUGGGAAUGAGUGCAUUAAAGGAGGAAAACAACUUCAUUUUUUGCCAUUUCCCACUCUGUCAGGCUGUGCACAGGAAUGCUGAAAUAGGUCCGUUUUCUAAGUAACAAGCCAUUCCAAUUAAGGGGGACCUAUGAUGUGUCUACAGAAUAGACUCGGGAGCCUUCAACCAUGAGAGGGGACGGACAUUACAAGAGAUUGAUGCUCUGUGGCCGAGAAAAUUUAGUUUUGAGGAUUGUAAACAGCCUCACGUGUAGGUCAGUCACACUUUCUAAUAAAACUUUUGAGAGAACUGA